CGAUAACAGAAAGUAUCUCAAGGUUGCUGCAAAUUCUUUUGUUUUCGUUGCAAUUAUGCCUGUACUUCCCUUUAUCAGCCAAGCCAGAGAGCGCCGGAGUAGCAACCGCAAACACAGGCUAAUCGCCGCUCAAACGCAAUGCAUAAAUUGGCAGCCAAAUUAAAGCGGCAGGCACCAGUCUCGCACCAGACAGACCCGCUCCAAGUUCGACGCCUGCCCGGCACUGUCAAGCACCCGCAGAAUAUAUACAGAUAUAGAUACGCCUCUAUUUGAGCAGUAAUAAGCAUUUAAUAGGCAGCUGUUUGCAGUAACGACCGAUUCGGAGCUAAAAGAUGAGAUUGGUUAUAUUGGAAACGAGCCAAUCGGUUGGCAAGUGGGCAGCCAAGUAUGUGAUGAAGCGCAUCAAUGACUUCCAGCCGGGUCCGAACAGAUACUUUGUACUGGGCCUGCCUACUGGCUCUACCCCGCUGGGAAUGUACAAGGAGCUCAUUGAAUUCCACAAGCAGGGAAAGGUCUCCUUUCAGUAUGUAAAGACCUUCAACAUGGAUGAGUACGUGGGUCUCCCCAGAGAUCACCAGGAGAGCUAUCACUUCUUUAUGUGGCACAACUUCUUCAAGCACAUUGAUAUAGAACCACAAAAUGUCCAUAUAUUGAAUGGAAAUGCUCCCGAUCUGGUGGCCGAGUGCAACAAGUUCGAAGAGCAGAUCAAGGAGGCCGGCGGCGUGGAGCUGUUUAUUGGCGGCAUUGGUCCUGAUGGUCACAUCGCCUUCAAUGAGCCGGGAUCGUCGCUGGUCUCACGUACGCGUGUGAAGACCCUGGCGCAGGAUACGCUGGAAGCGAAUGCCCGGUUCUUCGACAACGACAUGAGCAAGGUGCCCAAGCAGGCUCUCACAGUUGGCGUUGGCACUGUGAUGGACUCUAAGGAGGUGAUGAUUCUCAUUACGGGCGCCCACAAAGCCUUUGCCCUGUACAAGGCCAUCGAGGAGGGCGUCAACCAUAUGUGGACGGUCAGCGCCUUCCAGCAGCAUGCCAACACACUGAUGAUCUGCGACGAGGAUGCCACGCUGGAGCUGCGUGUCAAGACUGUGAAGUACUUCAAGGGCAUUCUUCGAGAUAUAGACGAAGGCGCCGCCAUACAGGAUGGUUACAAAAACUGAGAUAUAAAGCCUGAUGGAUGUGCAUUCCAAGUUAAUAGAGCAACAGAAGACGACGUAACCUUCGAACCUUCAUUCCUUUUAGGAGGAACUAUAUGUGGACAGGAUCUACAAAGAAGAUCAACAUUUUAUCAACUUGCUUAGACAUUUAAGAUGAAAGUAAAAUCUGUAGAAGUUUAACUGCCGUGUAAAUUGUCCAGAAAUCUGUAAUCUGUUUUUUUUUAUGUAUUCCUAAUUAUUUUUAAAAUUUUUUAACAAAUCAUG
Messenger RNA from Drosophila pseudoobscura, 1418 nucleotides. It is a transcript of the gene Oscillin, whose product is annotated as glucosamine-6-phosphate isomerase Oscillin. NCBI's taxonomy places the organism in Eukaryota, Metazoa, Arthropoda, Insecta, Diptera, Drosophilidae. Gene Ontology annotation, biological process: carbohydrate metabolic process; N-acetylneuraminate catabolic process; D-glucosamine catabolic process. Gene Ontology annotation, molecular function: identical protein binding; glucosamine-6-phosphate deaminase activity. Gene Ontology annotation, cellular component: cytoplasm. The record is from RefSeq and is a predicted model, not a curated record. The coding region runs from base 333 to 1157 and encodes 274 amino acids. The transcript is spliced from 6 exons.